Messenger RNA from Dreissena polymorpha, 1578 nucleotides. RefSeq names its product 26S proteasome regulatory subunit 6A-B. The record is from RefSeq and is a predicted model, not a curated record. The coding region runs from base 50 to 1336 and encodes 428 amino acids. Gene Ontology annotation, cellular component: proteasome regulatory particle, base subcomplex. Gene Ontology annotation, molecular function: ATP binding; ATP hydrolysis activity; proteasome-activating activity. Lineage: Eukaryota; Metazoa; Mollusca; Bivalvia; Myida; Dreissenidae. Gene Ontology annotation, biological process: proteasome-mediated ubiquitin-dependent protein catabolic process. The transcript has 10 exons.
UAUUACAACCAAAAUAUAUUGUACACCGGCGGCACAAGAAAAAAUAAAAAUGCCAACGCUGGAAGAUAAAGCUAUUUGGGAGGAUGUUGAAGAAUCACUUGGAGAGGAGGUUCUCCGUAUGUCCAACGAUGAAAUUACCAGCAGAACACGACUUCUAGAUAAUGAAAUCAAGAUAAUGAAAUCAGAAAUAAUGAGAAUCUCACACGAGCUUCAAGCGCAGAAAGAAAAGAUAAAGGAAAACACAGAGAAGAUCAAAGUGAACAAGACCCUGCCCUACCUGGUGUCUAAUGUGAUAGAGUUGCUGGACAUGGAUCCACAGGAUCUGGGGGAGGAGGACGGUGCCAAUAUUGACCUUGAUGCUCAAAGAAAGGGCAAAUGUGCAGUCAUCAAAACGUCCACUAGACAGACCUACUUUUUGCCAGUAAUUGGACUUGUUGAUGCGGAGAAGUUGUCCCCAGGAGAUCUUGUGGGUGUAAACAAGGACUCGUACCUGAUACUGGAGACCUUGCCUGCAGAGUACGACUCCCGUGUGAAGGCCAUGGAGGUGGAUGAGAGACCCACAGAGCAGUAUGCAGACAUUGGAGGGCUCGAUAAACAGAUUCAGGAGCUUAUUGAAGCAGUAGUCCUUCCAAUGACCCACAAGGAACGCUUUGAAGCCUUAGGAAUCCAGCCACCUAAAGGUGUCUUACUGUACGGCCCACCUGGCACGGGUAAGACCCUGUUGGCACGAGCCUGUGCUGCGCAGACUAAGUCCACCUUCCUCAAGCUGGCAGGUCCCCAGCUGGUGCAGAUGUUCAUCGGAGAUGGUGCCAAGCUCGUACGAGACGCUUUCGCUUUGGCUAAAGAGAAGCAGCCUGCUAUCAUCUUUAUUGAUGAAUUGGAUGCUAUUGGCACAAAGAGGUUCGACAGCGAGAAGGCAGGUGAUCGUGAGGUCCAGAGGACCAUGUUGGAACUGCUCAAUCAGAUGGACGGCUUCCAGCCCACCUCCAUGAUCAAGGUAAUUGCUGCAACCAACAGAGUGGAUAUUUUGGACCCAGCCUUGUUGAGGUCUGGUCGUCUGGAUAGGAAAAUUGAAUUCCCAAACCCGAAUGAGGAAGCAAGGGCAAGAAUUAUGCAGAUCCACUCACGGAAAAUGAACGUGAGCAAGGAAGUUAAUUAUGAUGAGUUGGCCAGAUGUACAGAUGACUUCAACGGAGCACAGCUGAAGGCCGUUUGUGUAGAGGCAGGUAUGAUAGCAUUGCGUCGUGGUGCCACUGAGCUGCAGCAUGAGGAUUACAUGGACGGUAUCAUUGAAGUGCAAGCUAAGAAGAAGGCCAACUUGCAGUACUACGCUUAAAUAUAUAUAUGUAUGGAAACCGACAUCUGACAGUGUUUUUUUUUGUAAUUGCCUAUGGUUGGAAUAAAAUAUAUGACAAAGCAUAACGUUGAAAAAUUUAUUUGACGCUUGUUUAUAUCAUCACAAUAAUAACAAUUUAAAAACAAGGAGCAGUGUUGAAAAGGGAACAUUUCACAAAAAGGAUUUAUUGUUUUGUACAGCAGAUUUGUUUUUCUUUAAAUAAAAUAAAACAUGUAUCUUGA